GAAUCAAGGUCGUCGAGUCAUCGAAAAAAUUUUGCAAAUUUUUUAUUCCGGUCAGAAAGCCAACCCUGACUUGUUUUGAUAACCGAAACGUUUACUUCACGUGUGGCAUUAUAAAUUCGACUAAUUUUUAGAUUAAUUUCACAAUAAUUAAUCAGAUUUUGACACAAUGGCCAAGUCAAAGAAUCAUACGAAUCACAAUCAAAACAGAAAAGAUCACCGUAACGGUAUCAAGAAACCGAGGAAAUUCAGAUACGAAUCCAGCCGAGGAGUAUGUCAGAAGUUUUUAAGAAAUCAAAGAUUCGCUCUGAAAGGCAACUUGUCUACGGUCGAUCAAGUGAAACGAGCUUUGGAAAGGAAGAAGAAGAAGUUAGUUUUACGUGCUAUCCUUACUGAAAAGAAAGUCCAAAAAUCCGACAAUUUGGGUAUCUCUAAGGUUUAAAUUUUAACACGUUUGUAUGAAUUUUAUAUUAUAAAUAUAACUGUUACGCGUGGUA
Messenger RNA from Planococcus citri (citrus mealybug), 494 nucleotides. It is a transcript of the gene RpL29, whose product is annotated as ribosomal protein L29. Gene Ontology annotation, molecular function: structural constituent of ribosome. The record is from RefSeq and is a predicted model, not a curated record. Gene Ontology annotation, cellular component: ribosome; cytosolic large ribosomal subunit. Gene Ontology annotation, biological process: cytoplasmic translation. The transcript is spliced from 4 exons. NCBI's taxonomy places the organism in Eukaryota, Metazoa, Arthropoda, Insecta, Hemiptera, Pseudococcidae. The coding region runs from base 167 to 439 and encodes 90 amino acids.